Molecule: messenger RNA, 1751 nt
Organism: Paramecium sonneborni
Lineage: Eukaryota; Ciliophora; Oligohymenophorea; Peniculida; Parameciidae
Source: the annotation of a GenBank genome assembly
AUGAAUGAGGUAUGAAUAGUGAAGAAUUAUCUAGAAUCUUAACUUUCAAAAACUAUUGAAUCACAAUUUGAACCCUACAAUGGACAAUCUUUAAGUCAUCUAUUCCAAGUUACAACAAUUAUAAUAUUUUAAUUCCUUCAUUGAGAAAAAUCUUAAGGGAACUUAAAGAGAGAGUCUUUUAUAUGUAUAAUUCUUAGACAUCAUAGUUAUGUGGCAAAUUCAAAAUAGAACACUUUAAAGGAGGUGAUAUCAUCUUUAAAGAAGGAGAUAAGUCAAACGAUAAAUUAUAUAUAAUAUUUAAUGGUAAAGUGGCUUUAAUAAAGUAAAGGACAUAACAACUACAAUAAUAAAGUCCUGAAAAACAUACAGAUAAUCAAAAAUAGUUGUAGUUUUAAUAAAACUAAUCAAAUAAACCUGUAAUUUUAAAAGCAGAGUAAUUUAUUAGGAUUAUUAAUUUACUUUAGAAAAACAUAAAACAAAAUUACAACUUUAACAUCAGGAACAAACUUUUUUAAAUAAAUUGCCUUUUCAAAGAAGUUUGCUGAUAAAAUGAAGGCUAAUAUAGUUUAAGGAUAAACUAAUGAAAAAGUUUAAAUUUCACAAUAAGAAAUUUAAACAAUUAGUGAUAAAUUUGGUGAAACUGUCAGAAUUUUAAAAAGAGGAGAUGGUUUUGGAGAUAGAGCCUUGAUUGAAAAUCUUCCAAGAGCAUUAACUGCAUGUGCUUAUACUGAAGAUUUAUUUUUGUUAAUUUUAAAAAAAGACGACUUCGAUUUAAUUAGAUAAUAAUUUAUAUAAUAAAUGAAAGAGAAAAAAAGUUUAAUUUUUACUAAAUUUCCUGUUUAAGGAGAUUAUUCAUCAAAAUAAUUAGAAUAAUUAGCUUAUAGUUUUGAUGUUGAAUAAUUUUAAAAAGAUUGUGUUUUAACUAUAGAUGGUCAUCCUAAAAAAUGUUUUUAUCUAAUUUAAUUUGGAGAUAUUUUACUAGAAAAAGUAAUUAAUGAUUAAAUGGUUAAGAUAUGUAUUCUAAGUAAAAUUAUCUAUAAUUUGAGUAGCUAAGGGUUAAUUAUUAGGGGAAGAAAUAGCUAUGAAUGAAGAUGGUUGUUGUGAAUAUAAUGCUGUUGUUUUAUCUAAUGAGGCUACUUUAAUGGUCAUUCAUAAACAUGAAUUUUUAUAAAAAUUCCCUGAAGAAUGUAAAUUAUGGGUAAAAAAAGAAUACAUGAGAAAGAUUAAAUUUAGAACAAUUUUCUAAACAUCAAAUAUGAUUAGUGUAAAUAAAAUAAAUUAACCAAAAUUCACCCCUGUGAAAUAAUAUAUUGAAGUUAAAUACAAUCCUAAAAAAAUUAGAAGUAAAGAAAGACAAGAUUAAAUGGAAAUAGGUAAAAUAGUGGAAGAAAAGAAUUUUAUUUAUUAACUAAAAUACCAAAGUGAUCCUGAAAAAGAUGCAGGUUCUGCUUUGUUUGGAAAUGAUCUUUAUUAAAGUCCAAAGAUAGGAUUUACACCAAGUUAUUCACAUCAUAAUAAUAUAGCAGUUAAAUCAUUUAAAUAAUAAUAUCUUUAUAAAUUGUUAAAAAAAAAAAGAAAACAUUUAAUUUUUAGCACUCCUCCUUUAACUGCUAGGACAUUGACAAAUAAUUAGACAAUAUAUUCGGAUCGUUAAAGUAAACAUAAACACACUUUUUCAACAGGUAUUAAUUCAAAUACUCCUUGUAUAUCACUAUCUCCAAUUAAUAUGAAUAGCAGAGAAAUUAUUUGAG